AUGGAGGGUACCGAAAAUUUGUUGGUGUAUCACAACGGUGAGAUUAUACAGAAUACUCAUGAGGGAGUGAGCUUUGUGUGCGAGAAUCCAUUUUCGUUUGUAGUUCCAUUUACCAUGACGUUCAUUAAGCUUAAGAACGGUCUUUGUGAAAGCAUGGAGAACGAUAUGUUGAGGAGAGUGAGCAAUAUUCCGUAUCGAAAUCCUGUUAUAGUUUUUGGUGGUCUAAUACAGUUUGAUAUUAUGCCGAUCAUUGACAAAGCCAGUAUGCAAAAUAUGUUCCAAAUUCACCGGCAGACUCAAGUGCGACAGCCAAAGAUUGAGCUUUAUGUUGAGUUUGAAAAUGUAGAAAAAGAUGGGAUUCAACAUUAUUCAGAUAUAGAGGAUGAUAGAGUUGAAGUGUAUGAAGUAAUGAACAGUGAUAGCGAAGAGGUCUUCGAAGCUACUUAUGAAGCCGGUGACGAAGAUGAGGAUGGUGUUGUGGGAGGUGAGGUAGCAGUGGAGAAUGUAUUGGUUCCUCCCGCAGUAAGUCAACUGAUGAGCGUUCCACCUUUUAUGCGUAUCUUGGAUCUUGAUGCCCUGCAUGCACCGGAAUUUCCCGAAUAUGUAAACAUAGGUGUUACUGAUCCUGAGGACAUGGAGUUUAGGAUCGGAAUGGAAUAUAGUUCUAGAAAGUCUGUCGUCGCAGCAAUCAGAAGUUAUACUAUCUCUAGAGGAGUCGACUACAAUGUUUAUGAGUCUGAGCCACAGACGUUCUAUGCAAAAUGCAAGACGUAUAAGCGUAGGUGCGACUGGCUUAUUCGAGCCAGCUUGAUACAAAAAGAAGGUUGUUGGGAGAUACGGAGAUACAAUGGUAGGCACAUGUGCACCAUAGGAAUGAUUUCAUAG
Molecule: messenger RNA, 885 nt
Organism: Arachis ipaensis
Lineage: Eukaryota; Viridiplantae; Streptophyta; Magnoliopsida; Fabales; Fabaceae
Source: RefSeq, a predicted model, not a curated record